Vigna radiata var. radiata (mung bean) is the source of this 1193-nucleotide messenger RNA. RefSeq names its product exosome complex component RRP43. The transcript has 9 exons. The record is from RefSeq and is a predicted model, not a curated record. Bases 192 to 1097 code for a protein of 301 amino acids. Lineage: Eukaryota; Viridiplantae; Streptophyta; Magnoliopsida; Fabales; Fabaceae. Gene Ontology annotation, cellular component: cytoplasmic exosome (RNase complex); nuclear exosome (RNase complex). Gene Ontology annotation, biological process: TRAMP-dependent tRNA surveillance pathway; U1 snRNA 3'-end processing; nuclear polyadenylation-dependent mRNA catabolic process.
UAUUUGUCCGAAACUCUUGCACUACACAGGCGCAAGAGCAAGCACUCACAAAUUGCGGCGAAUCCCACCACCUUGCAGACCGGCGACGCCGACAGCGAAUCCCACCCUCCCCAUCUUCUCACACCAGAGCAGAGGGAAAAGUCAAUCGAAUAGCAAAAAGCAGGGAGGCGCCACCAUACCAGACUUCAGAGAUGGGAUUACCAAAUGCUUCUGAGGACUUGUCAUCAGAGAUGGAGGUUGAUGCCUUUAGACGUCUUUUCCCACUUCGUUAUUUUGAGCGUCAUCUUGCUGAAUCAAUAAGGCCUGAUGGUAGACCACUUGGAAAAAGCAGAGAAACAAGUAUUUUUCUUGGUGCUGUUUCGACUGCUAAUGGGUCAGCUCUAGUGAAGAUUGGAUCAACUACUAUGUUGACUGCUAUUAAAAUGGAGGUUAUGACACCCUCCUUGGAGUCACCAGAUGAGGGCUGUCUAGCUGUUGAUUUCUUCAUGCCUCCAAUUUGUUCUCCAAUUGUUAGGCCUGGCAGGCCUGCUGAAGCAUCACCAGUGGUGUCAAAGCAAUUAUCUGACACCAUUUCAAGUUCUAGAAUGAUUGAUUUGAAAGAAUUGUCUCUGGUUAGUGGAAAAGCUGCAUGGAUGACUUACCUGGAUAUCUAUUGUUUGGAUGCUGAUGGUGCUCUUUUUGAUGCUGCAUUACUUUCUGCUGUUGCUGCUUUAUCUCAUUUGCAAAUUCCUGCUGUUGCCAUGAAUGAUGAUGGCAAGAUAGUACUUGUGUCUGAUGAAGAUGGACAAAACCAGGCACAGGAGCAAAUCAAUAAGGAAAAGAGGAAGCUUACAUUAAGAAGCAUUCCGUUCUCAUUAACAUGCAUACUUCACAAGAAUUACAUCAUGGCAGAUCCUACUGCAGAAGAGGAAUCCAUUUUCGAAACCCAUUUGACAAUAGUUCUGGACACAUCUGGCCAGCUAAUAUCUCUUUACAAGCCUGGUGGGUCGGUUCUUGCCUAUACUUCUGCUAUCCAGGAUUGUGUAGCCUUAACCCGGCAAAGAGUAAAGGAACUAAAAGGCCUCUUAGAAAAAGAAAAUUCUGCUAUGGAGGUUUGAGUAGAAUUAUGCAAGCAUCUUUUAAUGUUCUUUAAAUUUGUACAUUCUGAAUACUGCAGCAUUUCAUUAUAAAAACGCUUCUUUUCACGAACGUUA